AUGGCUGCGGUGAGAUUGAGAAAGGCGUUUCGAUACCCUGAGGAAUCGGAGGGCGAGAGAGAGGAGUUGGAUGAAGAAGAACAGGAACGGGUUAUCGAGCAGUUGCAGAGCCAGAAUGAUGCUCGCAACGCCCAGUACACUAUGAUUUUCACUGCACUUCCUCUGCUGGCUGCUACAGUAUUUGUGUCUUCGGUGCUGUCAGCUUCCAAUCAGGCUGAACGAUUGUUCUCGCUCCUCAGCGUUGUAUCGCUGUCGACAACGGCCUAUAUCAUGAAACGCUCUCCUAUCAAGUCUGACCGCAAAGGCAAGAAGCCUGUGACAUUCCAUACUGAACGUAUUGAUCGACUUCAUGCGGCUCUAGUACCUGGCACCGGUGCAAUUUGCUUGUUGCUGGCCCUGGUCUAUCUUUCUACAGGAUCAUCUUAUGGGAUCAAACCAGUGCUAUAUCUGAUUCCUGGAGUCAUGCUCGCCGUGAUUCUACUUGCUCAGAAGGUCAUGCUCUCUGUUGAUCUUACAUCUCUCAAGGAUCUACAGUACGAGUACAAAGGUGCUUAG
Messenger RNA from Penicillium vulpinum, 555 nucleotides. RefSeq lists its product as uncharacterized. NCBI's taxonomy places the organism in Eukaryota, Fungi, Ascomycota, Eurotiomycetes, Eurotiales, Aspergillaceae. The record is from RefSeq and is a predicted model, not a curated record. The transcript has 3 exons. Bases 1 to 555 code for a protein of 184 amino acids.